UAUUUCAAAAGUUACGUUAUUAAACCUUAAUUGGGCAGAGAAAAUGAAAGAAAUUGGAUAUAAUUCGAAGGACUCAAUUAAGAGUAGUAAUAAAGUCAGUCGUCGACUUUUCGUACUUCAUUUGUCCGUCGUUAAAAAUCGCUGCUUCAUUGUGUUUCCUUCUGCUCAUCUACUAUUUUCCUAUACUACUUUUCCCCCCUUGGCCAUUGGAGAAGAAGAUGCAGUGCCUCUCCUUCAACAUCAAUUCAUCGUCCCCAUCAUUUCCCACCUCGCCUCAGUCUCAAUCUCAAACUCAAAUCGGUCUCAAUUCUUGUCCCCCACAAUCCCAAGGGAAUUCCACUGACGGAACACCCAGAUCCAGCUCCACUCAGCCCUCGCCCUCCUUCAAUAUCAGUCAUGAAUACACUCUCGCUUUGCAGGCCAAUUCUUACAAUGAGAUACGCUCCAGAAUUGAAGAUCAAGUGCUAGUUGAGAAUGCAAUUGAAAGCGAGGAUAUGGAUAGCCAUCAGCUGCAUUUGUCUCAGGUACUGCACCCCAACAGAGAAUGCGUCCACCAAGCUCUUCGCCACACCAACCCUAAGGCUACCCUCACUCGCUUGGUUUCUACCUACUUUGAUCACAGCGAAGACAUCAGCACUCUCUGCCUCGCGCUCUACCAAUGCAUAUCUCGUGCUCGUACUCUUUAUGCUCCUAUAACUGACCUUCUUCAAGUAUUCCCCUAUGACCUAAGUUCCACCAAUCUCUCACAAUGUAACUGGGCCUUCGAUAUUUUCCUCCAAUUCGAUAGCCUCGACAACCCUUUCCCUUCUCCUGAAUCCCAUAACUUCAACGAAAUGCGUCGCAGUUUCUCCCUGCUCAAGGAGCAGCUUGAUCAGCGUCUCCAGAAAUCCCGUUCUAGAGGUCGCUACCUGCACCGUGCAACUACUCGUUCUGCCAUUUGCCUGAUUGGCACUGUCGUUGCGGUUGCCGUUACGGCCGUGGUUAUAUCCACUCAUGCCCUUGGUGGAAUUGUGGGCCUUAUCGCUACCCCACUUUGUCCCAUCAAUAUACCAAGUCAUCUCAAGAAGAAACAGCUUGCUCGUACGGCUCAACUGGAUGCUGCUUCCAGUGGAACUUUUUUCCACAUCAAAGACCUUGACACUAUUGUCUGCCUUGUUGACUGGUUACAUGCUUCAGUUGAGAACGACAGGGAUCUUGUACGGUUUGGACUGGAGAGGGGUAGGGACAUAUACCCCAUAUAUGAAGUUGUGAAACAUCUCCGCAAUAACCACAACAAAUUUUUUGAUCAGCUCAAAGAACUUGAGGAGCAUAUAUGCCUAUGCUUUAAUGCUGUCAAUAAGUUCAGAGCUAAGCUUCUCAACCAGAUUCAUCUUCAUCAAUCUACUGACUCAUGAUGGAUUGGUAGCUAUAUUCUUUCUAUUUACUUUCACUGUCAAUGUGUAUAGCCAUACACUCAACAUAACAUGCUCUGACUAUCGCCACUAGCCCUGCUUUUUAUCUUUGGGGUCACUAUUGUCUACAGUGAUGUCAGUGAUGUACAAGACAACUAUGGAAUAGCUCAGGCUCUUGCUUACCUCCAUUUGUUUGUUUGUUUGUUCAUUGGUUACCUCCAUUACUCAUUGAGACAUCAAGCCAAGCAUUGUUCUGCUUCAAGUUCUCCUACAUCUCAGUUCCUACAAUGUGAGAUGACUUGAAUGUGAAGCAGAGCACCGAUAUGGAGUGGAUGUUUAUGAUUGCUUUGCUGCAUUAGAUUUUCAUCUCUUUCAUCAGCUAAGUAGUAUAGUUAAUGCACAAGCAAUGUAGAUAAAAUACAAUACCUAGUAUUAGUGAAAGGCUUUUGUAUCGUAUAGGCCACCAAAAUUGGUAGUGGUUUAAGACCAUAAACUGAACUUGUUGAACUUUUUUGAUUUC
Molecule: messenger RNA, 1911 nt
Organism: Gossypium arboreum
Lineage: Eukaryota; Viridiplantae; Streptophyta; Magnoliopsida; Malvales; Malvaceae
Product: UPF0496 protein At3g19330
Exons: 2
Coding region: 219-1394 (391 amino acids)
Source: RefSeq, a predicted model, not a curated record